AUGUCGGAUUCCGCUUUUUCCCUCUUCACUUCGCUGCGGUACGACGUCGCCCUGCAGCAGGUCCCUGCCAGGGGCUUGGACUACGCCGGAUGGAACCACCACACCCAAUCGCCCUUUUACAUGCUCGACUACCACCGCGACCGCAUCCUCAAAGCUGCCGUCCACUGGCAAUGGAAGGAGGCGGUGGAAAAACUGUCCGGCGACGACGCUCUCGUCCAGCUUGCCCGAGUGGCCCAGGAAGCCAUCGGCAGCACGUCGGAUCCGAAGCCACUCCGGCUCCGGAUCGUCGUCGACAGCAACGGCGACAUCGCCUUUCAACACUUUGACACGCCAGCCUUGCCGCUCGAGAACCUGCUGCCGAAGCGGCUGCCGAAUCCUGGCUCGGCGCCCGGCCCCAACGAACCCAAGGUGCCUCCUCGCUUCACCCUGGUUGUCGACGACGAUCCGACCCCCAGGUCUGAGUUUACGCACUUCAAGACGACCAAGCGGGUCAUGUACGAUGCUGCCCGCCAGAGAGCCGGCAUUACUGACCCGCGAGACCAGAAGGAGGUGCUUAUCAUCAACGACAAGUCGGUCAUGGAGGGCAGCACGACGACGCCUUACUUUUGGCGCAGCGGCAGAUGGGUCACGCCGCCCGUUUCUCCCAUCUUUAGCUGGGAUGACGGCUGCGGGGGACAGGAUGGUACUUCCCGGCGCUGGGCGCUGCAAAGAGGGCUGGCAGUUGAGCAAGCCGUUCCCGUCGACUCUCUCGUUGACGGCGAGGAGUGCUGGAUCAGCAGCGGCGUCAGCGGAUUUCGACUGGCAGUCGUCAGCUUGAGACGGACUGCUUAA
This is a messenger RNA of Hirsutella rhossiliensis, 831 nucleotides long. RefSeq names its product amino-transferase class IV domain-containing protein. The transcript is spliced from 2 exons. The coding region runs from base 1 to 831 and encodes 276 amino acids. The record is from RefSeq and is a predicted model, not a curated record. Lineage: Eukaryota; Fungi; Ascomycota; Sordariomycetes; Hypocreales; Ophiocordycipitaceae. Gene Ontology annotation, molecular function: catalytic activity.